CUCGAGCUUUGGCUUCUAGCUCUCUUCUAGUUCAAUUCAUCACUGAGAUACCAGUGUAAGACAUUUCAGUGUCUUCGAUAUUCAAAGCAGAAACGUCUUUGUGCCUCUUCCUCCCUCUGGUCAAGCUCUUCAACCAUACCCAACAUCAACCCUACACAUCGCACACCAACAUGUAUACCGCCGCUUUGCUUCUCGCUCUCUCCCUGACUGCCCAGUCAGUCCCGGUCUUCCAUUCCCAAGCAAACGACACCAUUGCUCGCAGAAAUGAACUGCCAUACAAGGUCGUCGACGUCGCCGGCACUGCCGCUCCCACCGUCGAGACAGUCACCGCCACGCCCUCGCCUCCCGUGACGGUGACCGUCACUGAAUAUCCUUCCUCCACCCCAGCUCUGGAGCCUUUCUCUCUUUCCUCUUGGAGUGUCGGUCCUCGGGUGACAGGCAUCCCCCACCCCGGGCCCCAGUUUGCGGUGCGUGGACUCAACAGCACAGAGCACCACCACCGUCGCCAUGCGCAGGCCAACACCACCGUCACCGAAACCCGCGCCAGCGAGGAUUCCAUCACAGUGGCCAAGCGCAGCAACGACACUCUGCCCCGUUCCUUGGGUAACCACAACGGAACCGAGCAUGAGCAUGAGCAUCACGCCGAGCACAAGGACGAAGACCUGUCCGCCAAGGCUCUGACCCAACGCGCACUCACCGGCACCGAAGCAGCCAGCAAGCACACCGGCAGCAGCGCCAAUGAGACCCAGCCGGCCCGCGAGGAUCUUGCUCCUGAGCAUGCGGCUGCCUUCGCGAGACGUGCACUCACCACCGACGACGCGAAGCUCGCCCCUCAGAACUUCAACAACACCGCGGGGCCGUCCGACGCGACCAAGCGCGCAACCAACACCACCGAGGCUGCUACCAAGCACUUCGCCCGAAGCUUGAACGGCACCUCUCUGCACGCUCGGAACGGCACGGCGGCUGACUACUGAGUUAUCUCUGAAGGAUCUCUCCUUCUUGGCUUCUUCUCUCACUAAGUAUAUGGUUUUUUCAUGACUGGUGCGAUCCAAUGCGA
Molecule: messenger RNA, 1057 nt
Organism: Aspergillus brunneoviolaceus CBS 621.78
Lineage: Eukaryota; Fungi; Ascomycota; Eurotiomycetes; Eurotiales; Aspergillaceae
Exons: 1
Coding region: 171-974 (267 amino acids)
Source: RefSeq, a predicted model, not a curated record